GCAUGCGCGGCGCACCCUGGCUGGCCCAUUGCGGGUCGGGAGCGCAGAGCAGCAGCGUCUGACUCAGCCUAAGGCCGGAGGGAGGGAGCAGACCCCGCCGCUGUCAGUGCGCAUGCGCUGAGCUCCCCACAUCUCGCGAUCGGCUUCCUGUACGGGGCUUAAAGUCCAAGGGAGCGUCUGCGUCACUCCUGGCUGCUUCCGGUUGUGCUUCCGCUUCCGCUUCGAGGAGCGCCCGGCCAGGGGCCGAGUCCCUGCUGCUUAUCGCGGUAGCGCCCGGCCGGGGGAGCAGAAACAUCCUUCCAUCUGAAAUGGAGAGGGAUUGUUGGAAGUGGCUGUUGUCAUAUACACAGGCCAACGUGACUCUGGACCCGGACACGGCUCAUUCCAUCCUGCUUGUGUCUGAGGAUGGGAAAAGUGUGAGCCGAGCAGACACGUUGCAGGAUCUGCCUGACAUCCCUGAGCGAUUCGACACCAGUCACUGUGUGCUGGGCUCAGAGGGGUUCAGCUCGGGGCAACAUUACUGGGUGGUGGAGGUGGGGAAUGGGAAAUACUGGGCUGUGGGGGUGGCCAGAGAGUCUGUGAGAAGGAAGGGACGGAUCCGCCCCAGCCCCGAGGAGGGGAUCUGGGCUAUGGGGCUCCACCGGUGUGCAGGAUCUAUAAAUCUGUACUGGCUUUACACCUCCAUGCCAGCCAGAUUGAUCUCAACCGAUACGUUCAGGCGGAUAGGAGUUUCUCUAGAUUACGAAGCAAGGCAGGUGGCAUUUUUGGAUGCUGAUUGGAAGUCCCUCUUGUUCUCUAUCCCUCUGGCCUCUUUCAGUGGGGAAUAGAUCGGCCCUUACUUCUGGGUGCAGGGAU
Pelodiscus sinensis (Chinese soft-shelled turtle) is the source of this 855-nucleotide messenger RNA. NCBI's taxonomy places the organism in Eukaryota, Metazoa, Chordata, Testudines, Trionychidae. The record is from RefSeq and is a predicted model, not a curated record.